AUGGGAAGGUCUCCUUGCUGUGACGAAGAUGGGCUGAAGAAAGGUCCGUGGACUCCGGAAGAGGACAAGAAGCUGGUGGAUUACAUACACAAAAACGGCCAUGGCAGCUGGAGAGCUCUCCCCAAGCUCGCCGGGCUGAAUAGGUGCGGCAAGAGCUGCCGGCUGAGGUGGACCAACUACUUGCGGCCGGAUAUCAAGAGGGGGAAGUUCUCUCAGGAUGAAGAACAGACCAUUCUCAAUCUCCAUUCCAUUCUUGGCAACAAGUGGUCAGCAAUAGCAAGUCAUCUCCCCGGACGGACAGACAACGAGAUCAAGAACUUCUGGAACACACACCUGAAGAAGAAGCUGAUCCAGAUGGGGUUCGACCCGAUGACCCACCAGCCACGGACCGACCUGUUCGCCACGCUGCCCCAGCUCAUGGCCCUGGUCCAGCUCAAGGACCUCCUCCUCGACCACACCAGCAGCAACAGCAACCCACUCGACCACCAGACCAUGAGGCUCCAGGCCGAGGCCCUCCAGCUCGCCAAGCUCCAGUACGUCCAGUACCUCCUCCAAUCCUCCUCCUCCACCUCAUCACCACCAACCCCACACCACCAACACCAAAACGGCGCCGUAUCAUCCGACAUGGAACUCAUCAACCUCCUCAAUUCUCUCCCCAACCAGCAACUCAAUAGUAAUUCCGAGUAUGGAUUCGGUAACAUGAUCUCUUCUUCUUCUCCUUCUCCUCCCAUGGCGGCCAAUAAUAAUACUCAUCAACCACUCCACCAUAUUCUACUCCCACCUUUGUGUGACCCACGAGAGGAAGAAGCCGUCACUUUCAUGAGCCCUAAUUCUUCUUCCUCUUGCUUGCCCGCGCAAACAACUCCCACAACCACUACGGCGACCACCGUGGCGCUUCAUAAUAAUAAUAAUAGUACCAAUCAUAAUGUCGAUAUUCCCUCGUCGGCGGAGAUGAUGAGCUCGUGGCCGGCGGCGGUUGUUCUACCGUCAUCCUCCAACAGCAAUCCGGCGGCAGGCGGCGGCGGGGAUGGUGGUAGCAGCAGCAGCUCUAGCUACGCCGGCGGGGUGACUUCUUCUUAUAGUAAUUGGCCGGAACUUUUCCUCGACGAUCCUAUUCUCAGCGAGAUUUCCUUGUGA
Linum tenue is the source of this 1137-nucleotide messenger RNA. The record is from the annotation of a GenBank genome assembly. Lineage: Eukaryota; Viridiplantae; Streptophyta; Magnoliopsida; Malpighiales; Linaceae.